Aspergillus glaucus CBS 516.65 is the source of this 1611-nucleotide messenger RNA. RefSeq names its product putative MFS transporter. The transcript is spliced from 9 exons. NCBI's taxonomy places the organism in Eukaryota, Fungi, Ascomycota, Eurotiomycetes, Eurotiales, Aspergillaceae. Bases 1 to 1611 code for a protein of 536 amino acids. Gene Ontology annotation, molecular function: transmembrane transporter activity. Gene Ontology annotation, biological process: transmembrane transport. The record is from RefSeq and is a predicted model, not a curated record.
AUGACGCCAAAUGUGGAUAGGAGUGCCGUUCCGGGCACUGUCACUUUGCUGGAUUUGGACCAUGUUAUGUCCGCCCAGCAUGCCAAUGGGAAUAGCGACAUUGUUUUGAUCCCGACGCCUUCGAGUGAUCCGGAUGAUCCGCUGAACUGGUCGCCACGGCGGAAGCUAUUGUCCACUAUUUGUGUUAACACAUACACUCUAUUUGUCGGAAUCUCAACUUCCGUCGUAUACUCCGUCCUAGUUCCUCUUUCAGAGAACACCGGAGUGUCAGUCAGCACCAUUAACGAGGGAACGGGAUAUCUGUUUCUGCUAGCAGGAUGGGGCCUCUUGUUCUGGCAGCCGUUCGCCAUGCAAUAUGGCAAGAGGUUAACCUAUCUGCUUUCCUUGGUGGGAACUUUGGGGAUGUUGAUGUGGGGUCCGUAUAUACAUUCAAACGGCCAAUGGGCAGCAAGGAGUGUUCUGGCAGGUUUCUUCGUCGCCCUUAUCGAGGCACUUCCUGAAGUCUCCGUCACGGAUGUGUACUUCACCCACGAACGCGGAACAUACAUGGGACUCUACGCCUGUUUCCUAGCCGGAAGCAAUUACUUUGCGCCAGUUAUAUGCGGCUUCAUUUCCGAGUACCAUGGUUGGACAUGGGUCUUCUACUGGCCUAGUAUCUUCUGUGCCGGUGCAAUUGUCUUUCUGUUCUUUUUCAUGGAAGAAACGAAUUACACGCGCAAUUUCUCGAAUGAUGCUGCAAGUAGCGAUGCUGAGCCUUCGGCUGCGGAUCUCGAACAAGUGGAUAAAGAGAUGGCACCGGAUAGUUCUGAUGUGCCGAUUCCUGGAACGAUGUACUCGAAGAAGACAUAUGUGCAGAAACUUUCUCUGCUAGGGCCCCGGCAGAGCAGGAAUAACAUGCUUAGGAGGUCAUAUCAGACGCUAUAUUAUCUCUCGUGGCCAGUGGUAUUUUAUGCUGGCUUUUCUUACGGUUCAUAUUUGAUCUGGUUCAAUGUUAUGAACGGUACUGCGUCUAUUAUUCUCGGAUCCGCACCAUAUAACUUCAGUACGGCCAUGAUAGGCCUUGGCUACGUAUCCUGCUGUCUCGGUGCUAUUGCAGGCUCCCUCUUUACCGGCCGCUUCAGCGACUGGCUCACCAUAAAACUCGCCCGCCGCAACAACGGCAUCAUGGAAGCCGAACAACGUCUCUGGCCCUUCGCAGCAUGCCUCUUCAUCCUCCCCGGUGCCCUGAUCCUCUGGGGCGUCGGAGCCGCCCACGACGUACACUGGUUCGGUCUUAUUGUGGCUAUGUUUCUGCUUGCGUUUGUGAAUACGAGUGGGAUUACUAUUAGUGUUAAUUAUUUGGUUGAUAGUUAUAAGGAGUUGAGUGGGGAUGCGAUGGCGAGUGUGAUGUUGGUGAGGAAUACGAUGUCGUUUGCAAUUGGUUAUGGGAUCACGCCGUGGGUUGAUAAUUUGGGAUACCAGAAUUGCUUCAUUUCAGCUGCGUUUAUCGGUAUGGCAUGCUCUGCUGUAUUCCUUAUUAUGAUGAAAUGGGGCAAGACAUUCAGAGAGCACAGUCGUGAACGAUACUGGAAUAUCGUCGUCGAGAACUGGGAGAAAGGAAUGGGCCACUGA